Lymnaea stagnalis (great pond snail) is the source of this 5251-nucleotide messenger RNA. The record is from the annotation of a GenBank genome assembly. NCBI's taxonomy places the organism in Eukaryota, Metazoa, Mollusca, Gastropoda, Lymnaeidae.
AUCUUCCCAAGAUGGCUACUUUCGCAAGGCUGUAGGCUCUUUUCGCCCACUUACAAAGUAAGAUGUUUGGAAUACUUUUCAAUUUUUUCAAUAAUGCAUACAUUUUAUAGUAUCUAUUUGUUCGCCAGCAAUAUUCCCAGUGAUGAUUUCUUAUAAAGCAGAUUGCUAAUAGUAACAACAGUAACAGGUCAGACCCAAUCAAGCGGGUCGCACACGUUCUAUUUAUGAAUCUGACUCGAGGAGUAACGGCUCUUGGUUUUGGGGUCGGCAUACCAAAGAGCAUUAGUCACGUUAUGAAUAGAGAGUAUUUGAGAGAAUAUAGAUCAUGCCGUCCUUACAAUUUUUUCCCCUCCUUAAAUUGUGGAAAAAUCCUUUAACCCUUUUACACCUUGACAUAAGCAAAGUUAUCCGAUAGGGCAUGGUAGUAGACGUAGAUAGACGGUUCAGUAGUGAGUAGUAUUGAAACAGGUAAUCAUGAAUGAACUGCAGUGAGUGGAUCAGUUAAGUAGGCCUAUUCAUAAACUAUUUUAUCUACUCUGUCAACUGUCCUUCAGUCUCCUGUCCUUCAAAAGAAUGCAUUCAAUUUAUUGCAUAUACCCCGUAUAAUUUAUUUGGCCAUUAACAUGUAUGUUAUUAUAUAGCCAAGAAACAUUAAACAUUUAAAAAAUAAUUCUCUUAUUACUGUACUAAUUGAUGGAGGCCAGCCUGGGAUAAGACCAAGGCUUUUAAGGCCUAGAAAUAUUUAUUUAAUUUGUUUACUCUCUAGACUUACCUAACAUUUAAACUUUCAGUACUAUAAAUAACCUGCCAAGAUUUCUGUGAAUUUUAUUAUUAUAAUAUAUAUUAUAUGAAUUUAUAUUUUGUAAAAAUAUAAUUUACAUAUAAUAUAUUUACAUAUUAAAGAAUUUAUACAUUUUCCAUUUACAUAAUAUGAAUAUGAUAGAGGCCUAAGCCAAAGCAUAUUUAUUUUUCCAGCUGUAAAUUGAUUCGAUUUCCCUUUUUAAGAAUUCCAUCUACAAGAAUUGUACCGUGUAUUUUUCACCCUAUUAAACACAUACAUAUAGACCUAUUGAUUACUUAAGUAACCUUAAUUAUUGUAUAGGCUGUAAAGUAUAUAAUAUAGACCUACCCACAAUAGGUAGUCCAAACUGGAUAAAAAAUGUGUUUGAGCUGAGGGUCAUUUUUCACACAAAAAAUGAACCCACUUCUAAGUAUUAGUAUAAGUGCUGCACAAAUAAAAUUUAUAUGUAAAUCAAGUUUAAGUCUUUAUCUGGUGAAAUAUGCUACUUUUGUAUCUUUAACAUGUGUUUGAAAGGGUAUAUAAAUGACGUCACACGUCUAUAGGGAAGGGGGGUCUUAUUUUGUGACGGAGGGGGGGGGGAGGGGUUAAAGCAAUUUGACGUCACAUGAAAAGCGGAAUAUUAUAGUAAAAACAUUCACUAACAAAUCCAAAAUUCAGACUUUUUAACAUAAUUCUAAGGGUAUAUAAAUGACGUCACACGUCUAUAGGGAAGGGGGGUCUUAUUUUGUGACGGAGGGGGGGGGGGAGGGGUGAAAGCAAUUUGACGUCACAUGAAAAGCGGAAUAUUAUAGUAAAAACAUUCACUAACAAAUCCUAAAUUCAGACUUUUUAACAUAAUUCUUUUAUACAACAGUUGUAAUUAUUUUACUUUAAAACUAAGAUCACUGAGAGACUCAGUGCAGAUAUGCGAGGUCUACAAAAUGGCAUCUGAUCAAGCUACAGGAUGUCAUGGAGGAGGAGAAUAUGAGUGUAAUGACAUUGACAGUCAUGAGAAUGUAUGUCAAAAUGUGGAGACGGAAGUCAUAGAAUGAGGAAGUGGGCUGGAAUGAAAAAAUAGUUGACGGAGUGGGGGGAUCUUAGUAAAUGCCGUAGGUCAUGGAUUCUUAGCCUUUUUUCAAUUUCCGUAAAUUCAGCCCCACUCCGUCUUUAACAUUUCCCACAACACCCCCUCCCCCCAACCAUAUAGAUUAUAUUGUAAUAAAUUAAAAAUAUAAAAUAAAUAAUUUAGCUAUCGAAGUUUUAUUUAUUUAAUUAACUUUCUAUAAAUAGGGGGAAAUUACCAAUACAAGUAAUGCGCAAACAAAAGAAAAAUGCUUACAGCUGCUAAUCAAAAUGCAUUAACAAACUGAUUUUUUUUAAAAGGCAGCAAUGAUAGCAAUAGCAAAUACAAUUUUCUGGUCUUCUGCACCUCAGGACUCCAGGGGUGCUUUUACCCCUGAUUAAGAACCACUGUUCUAGGGAAAUAUUUCUGACACAUGUACAGUAAUUUGAUACACAUGGGAGGUGAAUUUCUUUAGGGUUUAUAAAGCACAGAAAUGGACAGAGGUAUUUUUUUAUGGGAGGGUUGGGGAGGGUUGCAGAGAUUAGUGAGGUUAUAAUGGAGGGGGGGAUCUAACAUUUUGUGACGAUAGGGGGAGGGGGUAAAUUUAAACACAGGAAAAAAUAUUUAUAGCAAAAGUUUCGAAGUUAUCAGAAAUGAAGUAAGAUAUCUUAAGGUGGUUAGGUGCAGCAAGCAUUUGAAAUUUUAGUUAAUUGCAUUUAUGAUAAAAUAAUUUUUUUUUUUUUUUAAACUUUCAUGGUAAUAAUACAUUCGGUGAAGUACCACAGCUUUGCAGUUUCACUAAUUUCAAAAGGCAUAUAUUCUCAAAUAAAUCUGAGUCACACACACAAAAAUAAACUUGAUUAAAUUUCAGUUUGUGUCAUUAUAUUGCAUAUAAAUGUUUCUUGAUGACAUUAAGUCACAGUGCAUAUUAUGCUGCCUAAAAUGAUCUUUCAUUUGAUAUAUGAUAUUUUAUGCAAGUCAAAUUUUUUCACAAAUUCUUGAAAUUGUGUAUUAUUUUCCCCUUUUUGUUAGGAAAAUAAAAACGAUUAAAAAGCAUUCUUGUUUUUUUAACUAGGGAAAAAAUAAACAUUGGUUGCUAAAAUCUGAUUUUAAACCAAUAAUUGUAUUUUAUAAUGCAUUCCUCAAGUUAAUUUUAUUUUUUAAACAUCCCUUUCUUUUUAAACUUAAAGCUUUAUAGCAUAUCAAUGUUGUGAAAAUUGGAUGGUCAUUUGUUUUAGUACUACAUCUAAUAUUUUGGUAGUUAAUGUAAAUUAGCUUUUUAUUUUAUUUUGCAGGGGGAAGAAGCUUCGGUUUCGAUGUGAUCAAAAGCCAACUUCUUAUACAGCUUAUAACGUGUGACCAUAAAGUAUCUAGUAAAUUUCAUCACCACCACUAGCUACGGCUCCUUGAUUUUUUUUAGUUCCCUGCCUGGUCAAGAUUAAAACGAGACAAGAUGGCAGAUGAUCCAGGCCACCAGGCCAUGUUAUACUUUUUGGAAAUUCUCAUGUACAGCAAUGCUCCAAUGAGCAUUAGCCAGCUAGCUGGCCGUUUUGGGAGCCGCAACUUCACCUCAGAAAUGCGGCAGAGCGCCGGUGGAAAUGAGGCCGGCCUCAAGAAGUUUCUUUUGAAGUACCCCUCCCUGUUUUCUGUAAAUGGUAACCUCGUUAGCCUUAACGAUGGUACUGCCCUUGGGGGAAAUUUUCGAGAGUCAAGUCCUGCCUCUUCCUCUGGCCACACUUGUCUCCCUGAUGUCUCUACAGAAACAGAGGCUGUCCAGUUCUUCAGAGGGAAGAUUUUGAAGAAGGGAGAUAAGUGGAUGCCAGUGAAGAGUUUAGCCGGGCACCUUUCUCAAGCAUUGCCCGAAAUAAGAGAGUGUGUGGGUCCUCAGAAUGAAUUCCUCACUUUUUUGCUCAAGCACCCACUUAUUUUCGAAGUAAAAGAUGACAAUGUAUGCCUUAAGGACAACAUCCGCUGCAAUGCUGCUGAUCCCGACUCCUCCUCAGAGCCACCAGUAUUACCACCAACAACACCCAAGAUAAAACGACGCCCAAAGUCCCAGGAUGUAUCUGACCUGCCAAAACCUGUCGGUGGUCGAACGGUCACUGUAGCUCCUGCACCAGCCAGUGCAGGUACCACAAAAGCUGGUCCAGUGACAAUGACUGCCAAUGAGUACAAGGCUGUAAUGUUCAUCAAGAGUAUAAUUCAGAAGAAAGGGGACAUGAAAGUGAACAGCUUGUCGGGUCACUUCAGCCAGGCUCCGGAGAGUCUGCGUAACACCAUAGGCUGGAGUAAACCAGAACUGCACCAAUUUAUUUCAGCUCAUGAUAAUAUUUUCACCAUUGGGGAGGAUGAGGUUGUUUCUGUAAUAAAAAACACAAGGUUAAAUGUCAUCAUAACUGGAAGUAGGCCACAUGUGCAGACAAAACCAUCAGUCAGUGGACGAAAAGGUCAGAUCUUUCACGUGGCCAAGCUCUGGGGAAUCAUAGACCUCGGCAUGCACGAACACGUCUUUAUUGACAGAACAAUUUUCGGCAAAAACAUUGAUGAUUUAAACAAGCUCCUCAAGAUAGGUGAGUGGGUAUUCUUUGAUGCUGUCCCUGCACCCAAAGGCAGUCGAGCUCGCUGGAAGGCCACAAAGGUAUGGAAGGAAAAUGAGUCUAUAGAAGAUCUGAUUGAAAAAGUGGCCGCUAAACUGGACCUUCCCAUUGAUGGAUUCCCCAGAGAGCCGCAGACUCCUCUAGGCAACAUGAAUGAUGAAAUCAGGAAAAUCUACCCAGAUCUGGAUGACAGCACUUUUUCAAACACCACACCGCUCAAUAUAGGAGGCAUCAAGUACUCAUUCCAGGAUGCUGCUCCAAGUGGCGCUGGUGUUGUCCCAGUGUGGAAUUUUCACCAUGUUGAAUUGGAGGGCAUGAAAGAUGUUGAUGAGUUGAAUUUCAGUGAUGAUGAGGGAGAUAUUUCCCCUCAGGUCUCCAUGGUUGCAGAAAGACAGUACAUGAAUCGUUCUGUGCUGAUGGAUAGUCCAAGAACACCUGCCAACAACAGCGAUGGCUCUGGCGGCCUUAAAAAUAGCAUAGAGUUGGAAGGUGUGAGAAGAUUUGUCACCAUUGGUUGUCAGACCAUUGUAACAGGUGAUGUUUUAGCUACACAGCUAUUUCAUGAAGAUAUGUAAAUAUAAAAGAUGAUUUUUUUUUCUCCAAAUGUUAUCCUAAAUAAAGAUCAAUUAAUAGUUCUUUAGAUGCAUUACCUUUCCAAUAACUGGAUUAUUAGAAAUUAAAUGUAUCUAACCUUUAUUACUUCAUACAGUAGCUUGAAGUUAAUAUAAGUUAUAAUUUUGCUUUACAACUUAACAUUUUAAUCCUGUAAGUAAUAAAUCAUGUCAGAAUUAUAUUUUAUUUUAGUUCAUU